This is a messenger RNA of Trypanosoma brucei brucei TREU927, 1797 nucleotides long. Its product is annotated as protein phosphatase 2C, putative. The record is from RefSeq and is a predicted model, not a curated record. Gene Ontology annotation, biological process: protein dephosphorylation. Bases 1 to 1797 code for a protein of 598 amino acids. Lineage: Eukaryota; Euglenozoa; Kinetoplastea; Trypanosomatida; Trypanosomatidae. The transcript has a single exon. Gene Ontology annotation, molecular function: protein serine/threonine phosphatase activity.
AUGUCCGGUCAGGGAAAUUUGCUGCGUAUGUUCCCCCUUCAACACAAGAAGAUGUCCCAAUUUUCGCUCAGAUUUUUAUCCGUCGGUGUUUGUGAAAUGAUGAAUUGCGCGGAAAGGGAAUACAUGAGCUCAUUCACUGUGCAUAACAAGUUUAACCGCAGUGCUUACGCUGGUAUCAACCCUCUUUCUUCCUCUUCAACCAUUCAGUCACCUCUGAUGGCGGAUGUCGUGGCGGCUGGACUAUUUGAUAGUUACACAGGACAUUCCUGCUCUCGGUUCAUCUCGAAGUACCUUGCGAGGGCAUUAAGUAUGCACUCCACGCUACCUGAAGAAAUUGCAUGGUUGCGGGGAGAGUUGAAGGAUGACCCACUCGUUACAGUUAUGACAUCUUCAUUAUCGCGCUCAAGGGCAAUGCAUGGGACACAAAUAGAUAAACAAGGAGGAAACGGGGAUAUGCAUACCAUUCGCCCGCUGUUCUCAGAGUGGGACAUGCAGCAAUACGCGAUGCUUGCUGAUAUAGCUUUCUUAAGGGCUUGCGAGGACUCCAAGUUUGAGAGUUCCCUACCUGCUACAGAGUUGGCUAACGAAGGGUCCCGUGCUGUGUGGUUCACAGCAACAGCCGCCCCUUUUUCAUUGCACGAGCAGCGCCGCUGCGAGCGGAGUCGUGAGGAAGCGAGCCAUUGUGGUAUGGCCCCGCCCCCUCUUCGCUCUCUCGAUAUGCCACAAGUUGCUUCAGAAUCGCAAAGGCGCGCUUCUGCGGAUGGGAAAGUUGGUAAGAAGUCACCAAAGUUCGCGGCGGAUGAAAAGGAAGACUUUGAGCGAGAGUUCUGUGUUGACGUGUUGGUGAGCAAUGUGGGUGAUUCGCGUGCUUUCGGUAUCGCCCGUAAUCCCCUCACGUGGGGGCAGCGGAGCUUGCUGGACUCAACGCGGGAACGAGUAGUACCUUUGAGCGUCGAUCACAAACCUCUACGUACGCCUGAGUUUCAACGCAUCGUUUCCGCCGGCGGAGAAGUACGCUCUGAAGUGGGUGACAUGAUUGAUGCGAACCCCUUUUAUAACGUGUCGCGUAGCUUCGGUCACUGGUCGAUGAAACGUAACCCCAAGCGGGCGCCUAGUGAGCAGAAAAUUACCGCUGUACCCACAUGUAGUUCUUGGGAAAUGUUACCAGGUGAUGUACUUGUCUUGUGUAACCAUGCAGUGUUCGAGACGCGGAGCCAGGAGGACACAUCUAUCGAUGAAGCAGCAAAAGUUGUUGCACGUGAAAUCAAACAUGGAGCCUCACCGGGGGAAGCUGCGGGAGCGCUAUGUGACUACGCACUGCGUUUCGGUGCUGGACACUCACUGCAGGUGUUAGUUGCUUUGGCAACGGAUGGGGGUGAGCACUGUCAGCAGGAUAAGUCGGGGGAGCCGUAUCGCUACGAUUCAGUGAUUCCUGGACCCAUUUAUGUACAACCAUGCCGCCAUUCCCUGUCGUAUUCCGCGGCGCUAUUAGCUGACUGCAGGCGUUGUGGUAUUACGUUGCCUGAUUUACUGGAGAAAAGAUGGCUUCACGUUCGAGAUGAGCUUUGUAGCAGAUACAAAUUACCACUAAUGUACUGUUAUGGGAAAGAGUGCAGUGCUCUUCAGCAGCAAAUGGAGGAAGAGGCUCUUCUUUUCAGCGGUGUGUCUUUCCCGCCAGGAAAGAGAGAAUUGAGCGAACUGACAGAAAAAGAAUUGAGAUGCGUUCGGGAGGAGUUUGAAAAGGUGGCGAGAUCUAUUAUGCCAUCCAAAAAUCGUUUGCCGGAAAGGAAGGUUUGA